Messenger RNA from Cordyceps militaris CM01, 1479 nucleotides. RefSeq names its product Protein kinase-like domain. Lineage: Eukaryota; Fungi; Ascomycota; Sordariomycetes; Hypocreales; Cordycipitaceae. The record is from RefSeq and is a predicted model, not a curated record. The transcript has 2 exons. Bases 1 to 1479 code for a protein of 492 amino acids.
AUGGUAUUUUCAUAUCUGUUUUCACUAUUGCCGCAAUGGCCAACAGCUGUUCAAUUUCUGAGCGGCCUUUGGCGUCGAAUCCUUCGUAUUCGAACUCUUCCAGAUAUUGAGAGACGCUUCAUUGACGAUGCACCCAAAUCCUACCCAACCUUGCAUAGUGACGGUGGGCAGGCGUCUUGCACAGCGGCUACGUAUUGCGCCUCCAAGUCGGAACGAGACGCGCAGCGACAGGCGUAUAUCGGAGCAAUCGAGGUAAAAAAUGUUUUGAAACUGGCGUCUAGCCGCAACGAGGGAAAAGAUUGCGUUGAAUUCCGCAAAUGUGAACAUGGAAGCUUCAACGUUUGCUUCUUCGUUGAGUUUCCCUCUGAUGGCACAAAGUGGGUUGUGCGCUUUCCGAUAUGUCCUGUUCUCCAUGACCCUUGGCGGAAGUUGCAAAGCGAGAUUGCCACUAUGGAAUACAUUCAUGACAGAACGACAAUUCGUAUUCCACGCGUCUAUGGGUACGGCUCUGGCGGUGAGCUAGAUCCAAACAACGACACCGGUCUUCCAUUCGUUAUCCUCGAAUAUAUUUCUGGUCGGCCGCUCGACCCCAAACAGCUUUCAAACGCGCCUACCGAUGCCUUGGCACGAUUCUAUGCCGAUUUAGGUGAUAUCCUAUCGCAACUUCGUGCACAAGAGUUUGAAUAUGCGGGAGCCUUGAUCAAAGAUGAAAAAGGCGAAUUCGCUAUAACAUGCCCGAAUUCCGUGGAUUUAAACAGUGUCCAGCUACAGGGUAUGCGAAAGAAUGUUAGACGUCAGUCAACCGCCGUCGACUUCGCCAUGUGUCACUAUGAAACUCUGGUUCAACGAUUGAGCAUGCCCGCAGAAAGGAUGGAUGAAGAUGACGUUCAGCUCGAAGUAUUCGCACUCGAAGACUUCAAAUUGAGACUAUUUCAAUUCAUUAACCCAUCCUGGAACUUUGAACCGUUUGUACUUUCACACGGGGAUCUACGACCAUCGAAUAUCAUCGUUCGCGAGGAUCUCUCUAUCGCAGGUAUCAUUGACUGGGAAUGGAGCGGCACCGUGCCUCUUCAGUUCUUCACACCACCGUUGUGGCUUAGUGGGUAUGAAGUAUCAACCCCUAGAGACGGAUGCUACCAAUCGGAAUACGCGAAAUUGUAUCAAGCACUUCUAGCUGUUGACGCAACAUCAGCCGCCCGUUGCACACUCGCUUCAGAAUGGGGGCACGAACCCAGCUGGCGCCUAUUCUUGCCUGCGGCAUUGCUCCAACACCAUUUGUUUAUGACUACAUACUACCUGGCUGUAUUCCCACAGUUCUACGAAGGUGUCAAGAGGGACGAUAAGCUAACCGACUUUUUCAAUUCGUUUGCAAAGUUCCGCGAAGUGGUGCAGAAGAAGGUGGAGGCAUCUGAGAAAUACACACAACACCUGAUUGCUCAUGGUUUAUUGGCCGCGGACCGAACAGCCGAAGAUUUAUAA